Octodon degus (degu) is the source of this 7357-nucleotide messenger RNA. RefSeq names its product URB1 ribosome biogenesis 1 homolog (S. cerevisiae) (gene Urb1). The record is from RefSeq and is a predicted model, not a curated record. NCBI's taxonomy places the organism in Eukaryota, Metazoa, Chordata, Mammalia, Rodentia, Octodontidae. The coding region runs from base 30 to 6845 and encodes 2271 amino acids. Gene Ontology annotation, cellular component: nucleolus. Gene Ontology annotation, biological process: maturation of 5.8S rRNA from tricistronic rRNA transcript (SSU-rRNA, 5.8S rRNA, LSU-rRNA); maturation of LSU-rRNA from tricistronic rRNA transcript (SSU-rRNA, 5.8S rRNA, LSU-rRNA). The transcript has 39 exons.
GGAUCUACCCGGGUCCCUGCAUCUCGGCCAUGAGGGUCAGCAAGAGGAAGCCCUCGGGCGGUCGGGAUGGCGCGGUUUCGGCUACGGGUGCGGCCAAGCGGGCCCGCACGGAAGAGCUCACGGGCGUGCGGUUCAAGGCUCUGCUGAGGGACCCGCAGGGGCCCGGGCAGGGCUUGGAAGCAUUUGUCUCUGCUGCCAAGAAGUUACCCCAAGAAGAUGUGUAUGAUGUCGUGGAAGGGUACAUAAAGAUUUCUGUUGAAUGUGCGGAAAUUUUCCAGCUCCUGAGUGGAGAGAAGCGACCUGAGAGUGAAGUGCUAUUAAUCUUUCAAGUCUUGGAGGCCAUAUUAUUGCGGACAGCAAGUGAUCUUUCACAUUUUCAUGUCGCGGGCACCAAUAUUGUGAAAAAGCUAAUGAACAACCACAUGAAGCUCAUCUGUGAGUCCCUGUAUGCAUCAGGUUACAGGGUAGCUCGAUCCUGCCUCAACCUAAUGGCUGCCAUGGUGACCCAGGGUCCGGAAGCUGCCAGGGAUGUCUGCAGCCAUUUUGAUCUGAAUAAAAAGAACUUGUAUGCUCUGGCAACUAAGAGGGACUCAAAGGGUGUGCCUGACGUGCGGCUGGCGUACAUCCAGUUCGCCCUCUCCUUCUUAAUUGCUGGUGAUGAUAGCACUAUAGGGCAAGUGCUGGAGCUGAAAGAAUUUAUCCCUUGCAUUUUUAGCUCAGGCAUAAAGGAAGAUAGAAUUUCUACCAUCAACAUUUUGUUAUCUACAUUGCAAGCAAAGGUAGUUCACAAUAAAAAUAUCACCAAGACCCAGAAGGUACGCUUCUUUACUGGGCAGCUUCUGGUCCACAUAGCAUCUCUCUACAACUGGAAUGGGAUUGCUGAUGUAACCCCAGAAAAUUCGGAGAACACCAAGCUGUCUGCCGAAGAAGCAGGGAAAGCCAUGGUGAGGGAGCUCGCUCAUAACUUUCUGUUGGAUCUUUGCUGCUCGUUCAAGCAUGGGAUUAAUUUCUAUGAUGCCUCUCUGGGCACCUUUGGCAGAGGAGGCAACCUGACACUUCUGCACUUCUUGUUGGGCUUGAAAACUGCAGCCAGCGAUGAGCUGGUGGCCGAGCUGGUGGUGAACAUCCUAAAAGUGUGCCCAGACCUGCUAAGCAAGUACUUCAAGGAAGUGACGUUUUCCUUUCUCCCAAGAGUGAAGUCCACUUGGUUAAAUAAUAUCAGACUGCUUACCAAGAUCUAUGAGGCCCAGCCAGAGAUUUCUCGGGCAUUUCAAACCAAAGAGUUUAUCCCCUUGCCACGGCUCCUGGCAAUGGUGAUGGUGACCACGGUGCCCCUGGUGUGCAAUAAGAUCAUGUUCACCCAAGCAUUAAACCUGGAUAGCACUUCGGUGAGACACACAGCUCUGUCCCUCACGUCCUUCAUUUUGAAGAGAGCAUUAAAAACUGUUGACCACUGCCUGAAUAAGGAAGUAUGGCAGGAAUCGAACGUGUACACAGUGGCAGUGAUGGAGGAAUUUGUGCAGCUCUUCAGAGAAGCCCUGAGCAAGGUUUUGCCAGAUCUGAACACUAUUGUGUGGGUCUGGCAGUCACUUAAAAAGCAGGAGACAAAAGAAGAUGAUGGGAAAGGGAAGAAGAGCGGUGACAGCACUGCGGCUGCACACACAGCUCCCCAGUGUGAUGAUGCAGAAACUAUUCUUCUGAAAGCUGUCCUGCUCCAGGUUAUAUGCCUCUACCAAAAGGUGGUCCCUCAUGUGGUCAUGCAGUACAACUUCGACUUCAGCAAGCUCCUGAAAGGCAUCAUCUCUGAGCAGGGCCUUGGCCAGGAGGCCCCUCCCGUCCUGCAGCACCACAUGCUGAAGGUGGCCCUGGAGCUGCCAGCCACCAAGUUCUUGUGGUUGAAGUCACAGGAAGGCCCAGGCACAGAAAUUAUUGGAGGAGAGCGAUCCGUGUUCUAUUUGCUAAUGAAAAUGUUUGUGACCAGUAGCCACUUACAACUCAAGUCAUCCACCAAACUCCUCAUUGUGAAGAUUCUGCGGGACACAGGUGUGUUUGAAUACACCUGGAAGGAGCUGGAGCUCUGGCUGGAGCACCUGGAUAACACUUCGCAAGACAGCAGAGAGACCGUGAUUCAGUUCCUGGAACGCGUUUUAUUGACCCUGGUGGCGAAUCCCUACACGUAUACAGAUAAAGCGUCUGACUUUGUCCAAGAAGCCAGCACUCUGCAGGCCGCUGUGAGCAGGCAAGACACUGAUGACACCAGCAUUCCCAUCUCCCACAUUGAUGAUGUGCUCGACAUGGUGGAUGUCCUGGUGGAGGGGAGCGAAGGCCUGGAUGAGGAGAUUGGGUUCUUGCUGAGUGAAGACAUGAUUCUCCUUACGUUCCCAUUCAGUGCCGUGGUUCCUGCAGCCCUGGAAGCCAGGAAUAAGUUACUCCUUGGGACAGAAAGUCAAGCAGGGGAAAGCAUCGUGGCCUAUCUGACAGCGGUGCUGACUGACCUCCUCCACACCCAGAGGGACCCCUUGGCUCUGUGUCUUCUGCUCCAAGCUUAUGACAAGUUUCAGCCUCCAGGCCCGCCUUGCUGCCAGCUGCUGUCCCGGUUUAACAGCUACUACAGUCUCUGGAUCCCGGAGCAAGCCCGAGAAGCCUGGCCUCUGCAGGCAUCCAGCAGUUCCACGCCUCACAUGCCCACCUUGGCCUCUGGCUUCUCCACCCUGCUGCAGACGGCCUACGAGAGCCGGACACUAGGAGAUGAGCACAUUCAGGAGCAACUCCAGGCUGCCAUCGAGUGCCUCCCCCUGCACCGGGCCCUGUGCUCCGCCAAGCAGGUGCUGCUCUACAUCAGGAGCACUGUGGAGAACUUCCGUCAGCUGGGGAGAAAUAUGGGUCCACCACUCCUGCGCCUCUUCCUGGAUCUCCUUACACGCUUGGUUGUCCGCUGUGAGCAGCUGGAUGCUCAGAAUCAGCAGAAGUGCAAGGCUGCUCAUGCUGAAUCUGACCUCUUUUUAGACAUGGAGUCUGUUGCCUCCCUGGAGUUGGCCAAUGACCAGACGCUGGAGGAGGUGCUGGUGGCCGUCUUGAGACACCCAACCCUGGAGGGCUGGUUUCUCGCCCUGGAGCAGCAGGCCCUGCCCCAGCAUGCGCUCAGCCCUGUCCUUGUGAAGCUCCUGGCCGCCCAGUUCAGUGCAGGUGUCCUUCCGUUACUGGUGGCCAGCGCCCCGAUCCUCCAGAACAUGGGGCAGCUGGGCCUCCUGGCCAAGUACUCGGAGGCCAUCACACAGAGCGUGUUGAGGGAACUGCAUGCCAGAAGCACAGGCCGAGCUACCUCGCCACCAGAGUCCCUGCCACAGCUGGAGGCCCUGCAGAAGCUGCACCCGUACAUGGAGGGUGCACAGCUCCGCAAGGUCACGCUGGCCCUGCUGGCCCUGCCUGAGGCCCACCUGCUGAUCCAGCCAUCCACGGAGGGCCCCAGGAGGAUGAGACAACUGAGCGUCUUCGCAAGGACCCUGGCGCAGCUGCUGGUCAGCAGCCUCCAGGAUGAGCUGCCGAGCUGUGAGCUCUGGUUCUCUGAGUAUGUGCGUGGCUUUGCCGCUCUGCUCCCUGUGCUGGCUGUGAAUGAAACGGACGUUGUGUUCCUUCACAUCCUACAGAGAGACCCCUUGCUGGCUCCUGUGGUCUCAGCGGACCUGUUCAACUACUGCCUGGCCCGGCAGACACAGGCAGCCCUAGGCAUCGCCACCCUGCUCCUCCAGCACAGCUACACCCACCUGCUACAGUUUGAGUGCUGGUGCAGCCGGGCUGGGGCAGGGCGCAGCCUGCAGGAGGACCUGGAUGACUUCCUGCCCCUCAUCCAUGUGUACCUCCAGCGCAGGCCGCAGGGGCACUUGGCAUGCCCAGCAGGAGUGUCCUCUGCUGUCAUUCCUGUCCUGAAGAAGGCCCUGUGGAAAGAGCUACGAGACAGGCUCUUCAGGACUAAUGGUCCUCUAGAGUCAGAGCUGCUUCAGGAGGUCCUGGCCCAACUACUCCCAUUUGCCAGAGCCAAAGACCUCCGUGUGCUCAUGGACCGUUUGCCCGGCUUGCUUCUGGCACCAAACAAUUACAAGAGUUGGAUGGUGGCAGACUCUGUCUCAGCAGCCCUGGAGGGGUCCGUGGGAGAGGUGAACACCUGGAGGAAGACCCUCCUGCAGUCCUGUGUGCAGUGGCUGGUCAUGUCCUUCAGUGGCGGCUCCGCAGGCCUUUGCAGCAUCCAGGACCAAGAGAAGCAGAUGCUGCUCAGACUAAGCGAGUUGUUGCAUGCACUUAAUGACAUUGAUCCUGAUGACUGGCAGAAAUUCAUGAAAACUGGACUCAAGUUUCGCUAUCAGGACCACACCUUUAUAAAGACCCUCCACGCGGCCCUGCAGCUGCUGUACGGCCCGGAGAGCAUGGUGCGCGCCAGGCUCGCGCCCCUCCGCACGGUGCACAUGCUGCUCACCCAGCACUCGCUGUUCCUGCCCAGCCUGCUGACAACCAAUGGGGAGGAGAACCCGGACGGUGAUAUGAAAGAAGCCUUGGUGGAUCUGAUGGCGACAGUGGUGAGGAUGUGCCCCUCUGUCUGCGAGAGUAGCCACUUUGCAGUGCUGCUUGGGGCCUAUGGUGCCACCCUCAGCACCCUGGACCAGAAGAUCCUGCUUCUCCUCCGGGCGUAUGAAGAGAACAAGCUCAGCCUCAUCAACUUCCGGGUGCUGCUGUGGGGCCCAGCAGCUGUGGAGCAUCACAAGACGUGCCGGAGCCUCGGCAAGUCCCUGUGGCAGCAGCCGAGCGUCGCUGACAUCCUCUGCCUGCUGGACCGGGACCGCAUGCUGCAGACCAUCCUGCACUUCCCCCAGAGGCGCAGGCUGCUGCCCCCCGAGGGUGCCCAGGAGGUGAUAUUUAAAGACAAGAGCCUGAGAGUGGAUCCCAGUGGCCUGUAUGACCCCUGCUUUCUGCUUCAUCUCUUCGGGGAACUCACCAGGCCAGAAUUUGUGGUGGAUUGUCGAAAAUUCUUGGAUUCAAAUGCUCUGAGCCUUACCAUUGCGGCCCUCAGCAGCUACGAUCCCCAGAUGCGAGCAGCGGCCUACUCUAUUCUGGCAGCCUUCUACUCACACCUGGAGGGGGCUCGUUUCCGGGAGCAGUCCCAGCUGCUUUACCUGUUGGAUGUCGUCCGGAACGGCAUUCGGACUCCGAACCUGAGACUCCCUUUCACUCUGGCCCUCUUCAUCGCCAAGGCGGCCCUGCAGAUUUUGAGACCAGAGGAGCACAUGUACUGGAAGAUCAGCAAGUUCCUGCUGUCACACGAGUACCUGAACAUGGACAAGGUGCCAGGCUUCUACCAGUUCUUCUAUAGCUCUGACUUUGAGCACAAGACUGAGCAGGAGUGGGUACUUGGACUCCUACGGCAAGGGAUUCGCGACAAGCAGUGCUAUGAGCUGUGCGCCAGGCGGGGCGUCUUCCACAUUAUCCUGUCCUUCUUCAGCAGCCCGCUGUGUGACGAAGUGACACAGAAUUGGAUUCUGGAAAUCCUACAGAACAUAGCCCGGGUUGCAAGAUCUGCCUACGAAAUCCUGCGAGACUACAGUCUUCUGACGUGGAUUCUGCACAUCCUGGAGAGCAGGUUUCUGGAGACCCAGCUGCUGGCUAAUGUGAUCUCCUUGCUGCACACACUGUGGGUGACUAACCUAGGGGACAAAGGCGUGGAGGGGGAGAGCCAGCCCCCCCGCCAGCCUGGCUCCCAGGAGCCCCGCAAGCUGCUUGCCCUGCACCUGGUCAACGAGUUCCUUUAUGUCCUCCUCGCUCUCGUGAAGCACCUGAGGCCCACCUUGGCGUCUGCCCAGCUAAGCAGCUUCUUUGAGACUCUGGACUCUGUGCUGAGGUACCGGGCCAGCGUCCUGCAAGCCUUCAAGGACAUGGGCCGAUUCACUGUGAACGAGACGAUGCUCUCCACAAAAGAUGUCCUGCUCCUCUUGCACAAGUGGAGCCUCAUCGAAAGAGACAUGAUGCUCCAGGCGAAGCUGAGAGCAACUGUGGAGAAGUGCCAAGUCAGGGACCUGAUGAAAAUGCUCAAGGAUAAGACCAGGCCUGUUGUGCCAGCCCGAGCCAGGGGCCCACGUGGCCGGAAGAGGAGGCCUGGGGAGGCUGAAGAGGCAGUCCAGCCUGAACUGGCGGCAUCCAGGAUGUGCAAGGCCCUGCUGAGGUCCAUCCUGACCCACUGGGCACCAGUGGUCCCUGGUUCUAAACCCUCCCAGGACCAGGCCACUCAGGAUAGCAAGGCCACAGGCCCUGUGCAUGCUGCCACCUCCCUGGUGGCCAGCUGGGUGCUGUGCUCUGUGGCCGAGAGCCCGCUCAGCAGAGCAGAAGCAGCAGGACUCCUGGGCUGGCUCAAGAGCCAUAUUUUGCCACACCCAGUGGUGGUGGCCGACCUUGUUGGUGACGGAGCAGUGAGGAGGAGCCUGUUUCAGCUGUAUAGCCGCCUUUGUGGUGCAGAGGGGCUGGAGGGGCCCAUGCAGGAUGUGGCCAUUCUGUUCAACAUGGUCAUGCUGCAGCUGCUGGGGGCCCAAGGCCAUGGGGGGAGCCCCUUCCACCUGGCAGUGGAGGCCCUGUGUGCAUCCUGUGUGCAAGAGGAAAAUGGCACCAUGAGAGCCUCCGCAGCAUUCCUGGUGUCUCUGUACAUUAAGGACAUCUGGCUGGGGGCCCAGCAGCCAGACACACUCCUAGCGCACAUCCAAAUGGUCUGCAAGGCUGCCGAGGACACGCCGGAUGGGGAAGAGGAGGCCAUUGUUGUGCUCUGCAGGGACAUCGCUGCCUCGGCCUCAGAUGCUUUCUCCUGCUAACCGCUCCUGUUUGGUGGAGUCUUGUUUCCAGGGAAGGCAUGAGAUGACAGGUUCUGGAUGUUGGCUCUGUUUCCCAACCAGAAGAGCCACAGAACUUUUAUUUAACCAGUAAAUAAUGGUGUGCAAGUGGACGCCUGCAAGUGAGAAGGGCUGUGGGGCCGGCACGGUGCCAGGCUGCGCACCUCCUGCAGUCCGUGCUUGCAAACGUCAGGUCCAGUGCUGCGUGCAGCUAAUCAGUGAGUGUCAGACUAGAACAUCAGCAAAGACUGUCAGAGCUCGUGGUGAAUACAAAGAGAUGCAUUUAAAGUUUUUCCUCUGUAGGAAGUUGGAACAAAAUUUUGUAUGACUGAAUGAAUGAGUGCCUGCCAGUGUUGCACCAAUGUUGUAUAUUUUAUUAAAUCAAAGGGUGUCACACUAAAUCCUUAAACUAUAAAGUGGUUUGAUCUCUACCUUGGGAAAGCAGCCUGUAUUUUUUAUAAUUGUGUCCCAAAGGGGAUUUUGAAUUUUAUAAU